AUGAGCCUUAGAAGAAGAAAAACCCCAAACAACAUGGCGACGCCUGCAGAACAUGUGGAACCAGGGACCCCGGACCUGGACCAGGACCCGGGACAGCCCGGGCCGUCCAGGGGGCCGGACCCGGACCCGGACCCGGACACGGACCAGGACCAGGACCCGGACCCGGACGAGGACGAGGACGAGGACGAGGACCAGGACCCCGAGCCCGAGCCGCAGGUGCUGGACACCCCGCAGGACAUCCGCCUGGAGGCGGCGGCCAACACGGUGGCCGUGCACCCGAGCAGGGACGUGCUGGUGUGUGGGGACGUGGACGGGGACGUGUACGCCUUCUCCUACUCCUGCCUGCAGGGCGGGAACCGGGAGCUGUGGUCGUCGGGACACCACAUGAAGUCCUGCAGACAGGUGCGCUUCUCCCACGACGGCACGCGCCUGUACAGCGUGUCGCGGGACCGCGCCGUGCACGUGCUGGACGUGGAGCGCGGGCAGCUGGUCACGCGCAUCCGCGGCGCGCACACGCACCCCAUCAACAGCCUGCUACUUGUGGACGAGCACAUGCUCGCCACCGGGGACGACGCGGGAACCCUGAAGGUCUGGGACAUGAGGAAAGGAACCGCCAUCAUGGACUUGAAGCAGCACGAGGAUUACAUCAGCGAUAUCGCGGUGGACCAGGCCAAGAGGAUUCUGCUGACCGCCAGCGGCGACGGCACCAUGGGCGUCUUCAACAUCCGGCGGCGGCGCUUCGACCUGCUGUCGGAGCCCCAGAGCGGCGACCUGACGUCGGUGGCGCUGAUGAAGCGCGGCAGGAAGGUGGUGUGCGGCUCCAGCGAGGGAACCGUCUACAUCUUCAACUGGGACGGCUUCGGCGCCACCAGCGACCGCUUCGCCCUCAAGGCCGAGUCGGUGGACUGCAUCGCCCCCGUCACCGACAGCAUCAUGUGCACGGCGUCCACGGACGGCUACAUCCGGGCCGUGAACCUGCUGCCCAACCGGGUCAUCGGCUGCAUCGGCCAGCACGUGGGCGAGCCCAUCGAGGAGAUCGCCACCUCCUGGGACUCCCGCUUCCUGCUCAGCUGCGGACACGACCAGCUGCUCAAGUUCUGGGACAUCUCUGCGCUGCCCAGCACCACCGUGGACGAGUACCGCAAGAGGAAGAGGAGGGACGGCCGCAUGAAGUCGCUCAGCAAGAAGGCGCUGGGCGACAACGACUUCUUCUCCGGACUGGUGGAGGAGGAGGCGGAGAAGAAGGAGGAGGAGGAAGAGGAGGAUGAAGAGGAGAGCGACAGCGGCAGCGACUGACCUGCUGCGCCUUCGGACAGUCUGGACCUACCUGAGGUGGAGCGACGCCGUGUCUGGUGGAGGCUGGGCGGUACCGGGGACCCCGGGUGGUCCUGGUUCCCCCGGGUGGUCCUGGUACCCGGGCCUGGACCUCAGCGGCGCUGGAUGCAGCUGUGUUCUAGAGACGAGCCGCCGUCGGGUUUCCACCGGAACCGAUGGCGGGACGAUGGAGGGACGGUGGAGUGACGAUGGCGGGACGGUGGAGUGACGAUGGCGGGACGAUGGAGUGACGAUGGAGUGACGAUGGCGGGACGGUGGAGUGACGAUGGCGGGACGAUGGAGUGACGAUGGAGUGACGAUGGUGGGACGAUGGCGGGACGAUGGAGUGACGAUGGUGAGGACGACCCUCACAGCCUGAUGAAUGUUUCAUAAUAAUGUCUGUAGUUCCUCUUCUGACCACACGGGGGCAGAAAGAUGCUGCGGUGACGUCACGCCGGGACGGACCUCCAGCACCCGGUCAGAGGUGUGAUGUCAUCAUCAGACCUCAGGUGUGAUGUCAUCAUCCAGGUGUGAUGUCAUCAUCAUCAGAGCUCCCGCUGGUCGUUGAGGUUCAAAUGUGUCUGAUUCCUGUUGUGUUUUUCCCAAAAUUAAAA
Cololabis saira (Pacific saury) is the source of this 1928-nucleotide messenger RNA. RefSeq names its product WD repeat domain 55 (gene wdr55). Bases 1 to 1296 code for a protein of 431 amino acids. Gene Ontology annotation, molecular function: protein binding. The record is from RefSeq and is a predicted model, not a curated record. The transcript is spliced from 6 exons. NCBI's taxonomy places the organism in Eukaryota, Metazoa, Chordata, Actinopteri, Beloniformes, Belonidae.